GAAGUGUUGAAGCGAUUCAACCAUUUUUAGACAACAAUCCAGUGAUCGAUACAUCCCUUCACUGUCUGACAGUCCCUUCAUUUAGCCAUUGGUUUGUUGACAGCAAUCGCUUUGGACAGGCAUUGGAUGGCCAGUCGUGACAGUGAUCUCGUGGUCUAUUGAUGUGAUAAUGAGUGAAAUGAUGUGACAAUUGAGUGACAAUUUCAUGACAAAUAGCGCCAAAAGUGAGUGACAUUUGAUUGGCAAUAGUGUUGAGUAGUAUUUGGCGCAAAACCAGUGCAUCCCAUGUAUUGACACAACUCUACACUAUAAACACUAUUACUGUUAAUAUCCAUACAAUCAGUGAUUAUGUUAUCAUUUGUUGCUAUCAUUUAAACCACAAUUCAAUCGUUAAGUGAAGCCAUGAGAUGCCGGCCCUCAGGCCUACCCUCCGACGGGCCGUCAAAACGCGGUUGUCGUCGAAAUCGUCGCGAUUUGGCCUCAAUUCAAGACAUUCUUCCAAAGCCAUUGACCUGAAGAAGCGAUUGGAGGCCACCAAUCGGUUCACUCAUAUGAAGGCCUCCAAUGAGUCCAAUGAGAGGAAACAGUUUGUCAUGAAAGACAACAAGAAGUGCACAAAUAAGACACCAUUGAGUCCAAUGAAGACCAGAAGGAAAUGCAAACGAUUCGCUCACAAGAAGAGCAACAGAUUUACGAAAAUCAACAAAAUUAAGAAGAAUUUCAACAAAUUGUGUGAAUCUCUGGAUGUGUUGCCACAACUCAAGCGCAAGAAGAGAGUGUCGAAGAAGUUGUUUAAAGUGAAGAACUCAUUGUUGAAUGCGAUGCCUGUCUUCGGACACAACCAUAACAUGAAUGACAAUGAAGUGUCGGAUCUGAUGACGAAUUCUCGCAAAACAAAUACAAAUCAAUUGAAGUGUUUAGAGGAAGUGAAGGACAAUACCUUCGAGGAAGCGAACGUCUACAGCAAACCCAUUGACUUUUACUGCAAUGAAUCCAUUGAUUCUCAAUGUUUGACACAAACUAAUGGCUUCAUUAAUGGCGAAAAUGUGACUAAAUUUGAUAAUCAAUUGAUUCAUAAUCUGAAUGAUAAUAACAAUAAUGACAUUAAUAGCGAAAAGAGAGUACAAAUGCAUUGUAACCAAUCAUACGAUUCAUCAUUUUAUUCAUAUAAUCAUAACCCACACGAAGAGACCACAGACUGGGAACCAUUAGAUCCUUACUAUUUCAUCAGAAGUCUGCCCCCAUUAACGCCAGAGAUGCGGUCCAGAUGUCCAGCACUUCCCCUUCAGACCAGGAGUUCGCCUGAAUUCACACUCGUCUUGGAUUUGGACGAGACAUUAGUCCACUGCUCGCUGACUGAGUUGUCUGACGCCACCUUCACUUUCCCCGUCAACUUUCAAGACAAUGAGUACAAGAUCUAUGUGCGCACCCGACCCUACUUCAGGGACUUCUUAGAGCGAGUCUCACAGCUGUUUGAAGUUAUUUUGUUCACCGCUUCAAAGAAGGUCUACGCCGACAAACUACUCAAUCUCUUGGAUCCCAACCGCAAACUCGUUAAGUUUCGACUCUUUCGGGAACACUGUGUCUGCGUUAGCGGUAAUUACAUCAAAGAUCUCAACAUUUUGGGCAGAGAUUUGUCCAAAACUAUUAUUAUCGAUAACUCUCCGCAGGCUUUUGGAUAUCAAUUGGAGAACGGGAUUCCAAUCGAGAGCUGGUUUGUCGACAAAUCUGAUUCAGAAUUACUUAAACUCUUACCAUUCUUGGAAAAUCUGGUCUCAUCGAAAGGGGACGUAAGGCCUCACAUAUGCAAUAAAUACCACCAGUCAUGCCAUCAAUUGCCACCAAUGGAUUGAUUUGAAUUUGCAAUUAUUUACUUUCCAUAUAUUGUUUUUGCUUGAUUACUAUUAUUGCUUUUAAUACCGGUUUAAUUGUUUGUUAUAUUAAGUGCAUUACAACUAAUGAUAUUACUAUUAAUGAAUCUACUUUAUAGGACCUUAAUGUUUAAUCAAUAUUGAAAUUUUUAUUAACACCACA
Molecule: messenger RNA, 2034 nt
Organism: Oppiella nova
Lineage: Eukaryota; Metazoa; Arthropoda; Arachnida; Sarcoptiformes; Oppiidae
Source: the annotation of a GenBank genome assembly